Messenger RNA from Aspergillus steynii IBT 23096, 987 nucleotides. RefSeq lists its product as uncharacterized. The transcript has a single exon. Bases 95 to 649 code for a protein of 184 amino acids. NCBI's taxonomy places the organism in Eukaryota, Fungi, Ascomycota, Eurotiomycetes, Eurotiales, Aspergillaceae. The record is from RefSeq and is a predicted model, not a curated record.
CAGGAUUUAGAAUAAAAAUAGCAACCGCAUCGUAAUUGACUUCCUUUCGUACUGAUCGUCCGAUAGGGCCCUGACAGGCAGCCUCAGGCAUCCCAUGGUGUCUUCCAUCGCGCUUGCCGUCAGCUUGUCCAGCACUUCUCUCUCCUCUCUCGUCCUCUCUCUCUCCUUUUUUCCCUCGCUCGCCCGCUGUCUUUCCCUGGACUUCAACCUCCUCCCCACCACGAUUCUCGAUCCCCGGUUCCUGCGGUUGCAUCCGGCUCGUUCCCUCCAGUUCACGUUACAUCUUUCGCAUCUGGGGCCCCUUAGUCAUCUCGACCUUACUCAUCCGGUAGCAGUUCCUGUGCCUGGUUGGGAACUCGCUCGUUCUCCCCGUGGAUCGUUUCUAUUAUUUAGUCUAGUCGGCGCUCUUGACCCUCAAACCGUUGGUGUCCUGAUUUUAGUUCGUUUCGGCAGGAUCCGGUCCCCAUCGACUUACUGGUUGCUGCCUGUGGAAAAACCACCAAAAGGGGUGCUUGAUUCUCCCCCUCCGUUCCAUCCCUCCCUCAUUCUUGAACUGCCAACUGCUCUAUUUCCCGAGCCCGUGCUUGCACACCACCCCUGUGGCGUUCUAGAGACCGAGAUCGUGGCGUGGGGUUUCCACCAACGUUGAGUUCGACCUUGCGACAGACAAAUGCGCCCAUAUGCCGUCGCGGGCUCCACGUAAUCCGCCGUAUCCUCCCACGUCGAGCUCGCCCGCCGCUCCCCCACAUGCGAACCUGGUCCCCUCGUCGAUCGAGAGGAGUGCUCCCCGUCUGAUUCCCCAAAAUGCGACCGGCUUGCCAUCCAUGAACGCGAAUCCAGCUACGUCGCCGCCGCAUCGCCACGGCCAUUCUCGCUCCAUCAGUCAUCCGUUUCCUUCUCCCUUCGCCGGCGCGGGCAAGAGGCGGAACCGAUCCAUCCCGAAGCAGGACUUUCUGGACUCGGACGAUGAUGAUGACGAUGUCACUU